AUGCCGCUUAACCGCUCGCCGUUGCAGGCGUCUACAUCGGCGCGCCGAACAAACUUACAACAUUGCGACUCGGAACCAAAUAUACAUACUACCCCCGAAAAGGAGUAUUAUAUAAACACCGGUCCAAGGAAAAGAAAACAUAGUAAUGAUACUUCGAAUGAAUUAAGUAUGAUUCAUGACAAAUUCCUAUCAUUGUUCACGUCUUUCAAAAAUGAGCAAGACAGUAAAUAUUCCAUAAUUCUUGAACGUAUGGGGGAGAUUAAACAACAGAACGAGGAAAUACGUCAUUCGAUUAAUUUUAUGUCCGAUAAAUACGAUUCGCUUUUGGAAAAAGUCCACAACCUAGAAGAGCAAAACAGUGCUUACUACAAGCGUAUUCAAGAAUUAGAAGAGAAAUUCGAGCGUGAAACCCAUGCUACGAAAAUUGAAUUACGCAACGUCCCAAAGGAAACUCAUGAAACCAAGGAUGAUUUAUUAAAUAUUCUGAAAAAGACAGGUGGAGUCCUGGGUUCAACACUUUAA
Molecule: messenger RNA, 522 nt
Organism: Parnassius apollo (apollo)
Lineage: Eukaryota; Metazoa; Arthropoda; Insecta; Lepidoptera; Papilionidae
Source: the annotation of a GenBank genome assembly